GUUAGAGCCUGAAUAUUUUGCCGACCCUAUUUAUUUCCGUAUAUUACCUACAGGCAUAACAAUUGAACUUAUACACUUUUUACAUAUAACAGAAAUUAUAAAACAGAACAAAAGAGAGCAUAAAGAAAAACUAUCAAUACGUUUCAAUUAAAAUAUUCAAAAAUGUCUAUAAAUACCUUUAAUUUGUUUCAUUCAUCUGUAAACGGUACUAAAAUCGAAUUAAAUAAACUGAAUAAUACAAUGGCGAUGUUACAUCCAACCAAAGCAUCGUCGAACUUUACCUCAAAAUCAUUCACACCCGUUGGUAUGAAAUCAAAAGGAUUAUCUAUUCGAUCUCAAUCUGAUUUAAAUAUUGGUGUCACACAAUCAGCUCAAUCGUCUCUGAAAGCUGGUGAUGCUAAAAAAAAUCUGCCUACUCCUCACCAAGACAAAGUUUCCAAGGUCAUACGUAAAAAGCAGCAACAAGGAUUGUCACCAACUUCAAAGUCACCGCAUUCAUUAAUUCGUGAUAAAAAUAAAAUAAACGAAAACAUAUUCAAGAAACCAUUAACACCUAAACUAAUUAUCGACAAAAAAGUUUAUCCCGAGCCAGAAAAUUUAGCCGGCUAUUAUGAUUACGAAGACAACUACAACCAGAUGUUGAUUGGAACUCGUGCGCUGGAUAAUGAAGCCAAAGAAUUUGCUGCUGCUCUUCGUAAACCUCAGAAACCGAUAAUUCCUUACGAAGAUGAUGUGGUUCCUCCAGUUCCAUGUAUAAAGCAAAGCCCUCCUUCAAUUAUCGUCAGCGACGACAUCGUCCUUUCAGAUGUUGAUCUUCCAACUCUGUCCGAUGAUGAAGAUUAGAAAUAAUUAAAUUUUAACUAAUACUUAAUUCUACAUAUCAAUCUUGUCAUUUAUAUUUUCUAAUUAUCUAAUAUUUUUCAAUCAGUAUUUUAAUUUAAUUUAUCUUAUUAAUGCUUUAUUAUAAUUAAAAUAUAAUUAAUUUUAAAUUAUUUGUAACUAUGGCUCGUUAAGCAAAA
This is a messenger RNA of Microplitis demolitor, 1019 nucleotides long. RefSeq lists its product as uncharacterized. The transcript is spliced from 4 exons. The record is from RefSeq and is a predicted model, not a curated record. Bases 163 to 843 code for a protein of 226 amino acids. NCBI's taxonomy places the organism in Eukaryota, Metazoa, Arthropoda, Insecta, Hymenoptera, Braconidae.